Kogia breviceps (pygmy sperm whale) is the source of this 1353-nucleotide messenger RNA. RefSeq names its product MAS related GPR family member G (gene MRGPRG). Gene Ontology annotation, biological process: G protein-coupled receptor signaling pathway. NCBI's taxonomy places the organism in Eukaryota, Metazoa, Chordata, Mammalia, Artiodactyla, Physeteridae. Gene Ontology annotation, cellular component: membrane. The record is from RefSeq and is a predicted model, not a curated record. Gene Ontology annotation, molecular function: G protein-coupled receptor activity.
AUGUCCCCCAGCCUUUCCUCGUCCGCCCAGCCGCCUACUGCCCCCACCAGAACAUCUGCACCCGCCCGUGUCCACGGCGAGUGCGGGACAGAGUGUGCUCUCGGCAGGCCCUCUGGGGCGGGGACCCAGCAGCAGUGUGGGGUCCUGGCCGUCCAGGGUGGGAGGCCCCCCGUGGAGUCCCUGAGUCGGGUCCUCACGAGAGCCCCCUUUGCCUGCAGAGACCUGUCCAGCCAAGUGGUGAGGCCUGAAGGGGGCGGGGGCACUGGCCGGGAAGGCGCCCCGGGCUGGAGCUGCAUCUGUCCAGCUGCGCCGGGGACGCCACCCGCCUUCCCGGGCGGUGAUAACAAAGGCAAUGCCUGUGGCCUCCCUCCAGGGUCCCUCCCCCGGGCCGCGGAGCCAGCCAGCAAGUUCGGGCUCCGGAGGACCUUCACCAGCGUGGUUUCCUACCUCGCUCUGGCCGUGGGCCUCGGGGGGCUGGUGGGGAAUGGGCUGGCCCUGCACCUGGGCUUCCACAUCAAGAAGGGCCCCUUCUCUGUCUAUAUCCUCCAUGUGGCCAGUGCGGACUUCCUGUUCCUGGGCUGCCAGCUGGGCUUCUCGGCCGUCCAGGUGGCCCUGAGCUCCAAGGACAGCCUCUACUCCACCUUCAGCACCAAGCGCUGCCUCUCCGACAUCUUCCCCGCCUGCUACCAGGGCUGCCGCCGCAGACACACGUCGGGCGCCGUCUGCGGCCUCUGCUCGCCCGCCGACGCCUGCGGCCUGCCGCGCGAGGGUGUGAGUUUGCUCGGCUGCCUGCGGUACCGCGCGGCUAGCAUCCCGUGGCCGCUGUCCCUGGCCUGCGUGGCCUACGCGGCCGGCCUUGUCCUCUUCGUCUGGGUGACACGUUGCCCCCAGAGCCCGCGCCCUCAGUUCUACAGCAUCUUCCUGGGCUCCGUAUUCCUGCUCUUCCCCUGCGGCCUCCCCUACGUCCUCUACUGGACCCUGCACCUCAUCCUGAACCUCCUGCUGCCCGUGUUCCUCCUGCUGGCCACCCUCCUGGCCUGUGUCCGCUGCAGCGCCAGGCCGCUCAUCUACUUCGCGACGGGCCGGCAGCCGGGCAAGCGGCAGCCGCUCUGGGUGGUCCUCCGGCGGGCCCUGGGGGAGGCGGCCCAGCUAGGGGCCGGGGGGCUGUCCCUGCCCAUGGGCCACAUGUCGGGGCUGCCCAGGGUCCCCCCAACCCUUCACCAGACCCUCCAGGACCACGUGUCAUCCGGCCCCCCAGCUCACUGGCCCUGGGAACCCAAGGGCUGAGAUCAUCAUGAGAGCUGUGGUCUUGACUCCCCCGUGCCCAGCCUGUGGGGUACAAGGAAGGCCUGA